Molecule: messenger RNA, 4736 nt
Organism: Anoplopoma fimbria (sablefish)
Lineage: Eukaryota; Metazoa; Chordata; Actinopteri; Perciformes; Anoplopomatidae
Gene: enc1
Product: ectodermal-neural cortex 1
Exons: 3
Coding region: 299-2074 (591 amino acids)
Molecular function (GO): protein binding
Source: RefSeq, a predicted model, not a curated record
AGCAACGCCUCCAAACAUCUCACCCUUCACACCGAAAGCCCGUUUAUUGAAUGCGCGACUUCUUAUUCACAUCUAUAUAAAUCCCUGUUUCCAGACUUCAUACUUUAGUGUUUUAAUCUGAGGGGGGAAAACGGUCUCAUCCUCACCGAUUAUCAUUUCGGCAUUUCGGAAAUAAACCGAGGAGAGUAAGUUCCACUCCCCGAGCGCAAAGGCUUGCAUCGUGGCUCUCUCAGAAGUGGCAUGUUCGAGGGAUACUGCGGACACAAUUGAACUCCUGCUUUCACCCAAAGAGGAUUCAAUGAAAAUGUCCGUGUGCGUCCAUGAGAACAGAAAAUCACGAGCCAGCACUGGCUCGAUGAACAUCUACCUGUUCCACAAGUCCUCCUAUGCGGACAGUGUCCUCAUGCACCUCAACUCGCUGCGGCAGCAACGGCUUUUCACAGACGUCCUGCUUCAUGCAGGUACCCGCUCCUUCCCAUGCCACCGCGCCGUGCUGGCUGCCUGCAGCCGCUACUUUGAGGCCAUGUUCAGCGGUGGGCUGAGGGAGAGCCGGGCCAGCGAGGUCGACUUCCGUGGCACCAUCCACCCAGAGGUUUUGGAGCUCCUGCUGGAUUACGCGUACUCAUCACGUGUGGUCAUCAACGAGGAGAACGCAGAGUCACUAUUGGAGGCCGGGGACAUGCUAGAGUUUCAGGACAUCCGGGAUGCAUGUGCUGAAUUCCUAGAGAGAAACCUUCACCCGUCUAACUGCCUUGGCAUGCUCUUGCUGUCUGAUGCCCACCAGUGCACCAAGCUGUCAGAGCUGUCCUGGGGCAUGUGCCUCAGCAAUUUUCCAGCUAUUUGCAAGACAGAAGACUUCCUCCAACUGCCCAAAGAUAUGGUGGUGCAGCUUUUGUCACACGAGGAGCUUGAGACAGAAGAUGAGAGACUGGUUUAUGAAGCUGCCCUUAACUGGAUCAACUAUGACCUGGAAAAGAGACACUGCCACCUUCCAGAGCUCCUGAGGACUGUCCGUCUGGCCCUGUUGCCUGCAAUCUUUCUCAUGGAGAAUGUUUCUACAGAAGAGCUGAUCAACUCCCAGCCCAAGAGCAAGGAGCUGGUGGAUGAAGCUAUCCGAUGUAAGCUGAAGAUCCUUCAGAACGAUGGCGUUGUUAACAGCCCGUGUGCUCGACCAAGAAAGACCAGCCAUGCGCUAUUUCUUCUGGGAGGGCAGACUUUCAUGUGUGACAAGUUGUACCUCGUGGACCAGAAAGCCAAAGAGAUCAUCCCCAAGGCUGACAUACCCAGCCCCAGGAAGGAGUUCAGCGCCUGCGCCAUCGGCUGUAAGGUGUACAUCACCGGUGGUAGAGGCUCAGAGAACGGUGUGUCCAAAGAUGUGUGGGUCUACGACACCGUCCACGAGGAAUGGUCCAAGGCGGCGCCCAUGCUCAUUGCCAGGUUUGGCCAUGGCUCUGCAGAGCUGAAACACUGCCUCUAUGUGGUAGGAGGUCACACGGCAGCAACUGGCUGCCUACCUGCUUCUCCGUCUGUAUCCCUCAAACAGGUGGAGCAGUUUGACCCAGUGGCAAACAAGUGGACCAUGGUUGCUCCUUUGAGAGAGGGUGUGAGCAAUGCAGCAGUGGUCAGUGUCAAGCUCAAGCUCUUUGCCUUUGGAGGAACCAGCGUCACCCACGACAAGCUACCCAAGGUCCAGUGCUAUGAUCCGCAGGAGAACCGAUGGUCUGUGCCGGCGUCCUGCCCGCAGCCGUGGCGCUACACAGCCGCUGCCGUGCUCGGAAACCAGAUCUUUGUCAUGGGUGGGGAUACAGAGUUCUCAGCAUGCUCGGCUUAUAAGUUCAGCAGUGAGAGCUACCAGUGGACUAAAGUGGGUGACGUGACGGCCAAGCGGAUGAGCUGCCAGGCCGUGGCGUCGGGGAACAAACUGUAUGUGGUGGGUGGGUACUUUGGCACACAGCGGUGUAAAACUCUGGACUGCUAUGACCCCACGUUGGAUGCUUGGAACAGCAUCACUACUGUGCCAUACUCGCUCAUUCCCACUGCUUUCGUCAGCACCUGGAAACAUCUGCCUGCAUGAGCCCCAGACCCUCUACCUACACGCUUCCCAUGAGAUUUCCCUUUCUUGCUUUAUCUACUGGACUCCAACUGUGAAGAAGCACACGUUAUCUUCCUCUAAAAAGAGACACUGAGCAGUGAUGUACAGACACCCUCAUUCAUCUUGAUGUUGCAAAGAUGCAGAAACCGGACAGAAGCUGGACACUAUUACUGGAAUGAUGUCGUCUCUCAUUUCCGUGAAGGAGCGGUAGAUCACGCAAAACAAACCAAACAAACUGCUGCUUGUUCUAUGAGGCACAAACUCCAACCUUGUGUACAUCUGGUAUAUCAGGCUUGUGCUUUCAUGCUGCCAUAUGAGGACUGCAAACAUAUCACACAACCUGCAUUUUCCCCAAUUAGUCAUGACAGGCUUGUGAGGAUCUGUAUUGAUGUUUUUCUCUAUGAUAAAAAAAAGAAGGAAAAAAAAAUACUCUUUUUCAUCGAGGCUGCAAUGUAUAGCAUGAUGGAUGUUCUAUUUAGAUUGAUGGAGGGAGAAUGCAAAGAACAGAACUCAGUUUGACUGAAUGUAGCUGAUUUUUAAAAGACACAAUGAAGGAGCAAAUCUCCACCUUCUCUUCUCUAAUAAGCUUUUUUUUAGUUUGACCCCUUGUAACUAUUUUCUUCUUCUAUCAAAGACGUGCUUCUCACAGCUGUGACACUGAAACAAACCUAUGAGUGUUCCUCUUAUGAAGGCUUUGGCAGUUUUCUGUCACUGCAAGCCACGAGGUGUUGACGACCAACACCAGCUGAGGUUGAAGAGGAUGGAGGGGGAUCUGUUCGUGGCAGGGGGUUUGGUGGGGGGUUGCCCUCGCGGGUCACGACCUUACAUGUUUGCUGUUUCGCAGCUACGCAUUAACGCCCACUGAGCGCCGGUUAACUAACCCACUGUACACAGGGUCGGUAUUCAGUGUUUGGUUUCGGCGCUUUAGAAAGAACACACAUUCAGCUGUACACUUAAUGCUGUAAAAGCCUGGCCGCGCUUCUGUUAUUCUGAUAAAAGCAGUUGCUCGCUUGCUGAGUCAUAGCUGAACCCUUUCUAGAGCAUGUCCACUCAUAGUGAUUCAGUAAAACUGGCAUGAUGAACUCUUCUCUGUGGUCACAGAAAUACUGUCACCUUAAUCCAAACUGAGAACGACUCAGUUUCUUUUUAAACUUGCUGCAAUGUAGUCUUAAUUUAUAUGACAAUGCUAACUCUGUUAUGUUAAUAUGUUUAAGCCUAUUUAUUUCUUCUCUGCCUGCGUUCUAAUGCGAGUGUAUGUUCGGGUUAUGUCAUGCAUGGCCAGGUGUUGUGUUUUGUUUGAUCUCAGUUGGGCUGCAUUUUGCACAAUUCAGUCUUUCCCAGGAGGAACUUUAACUUCUUUUACAAGACACAGAGGUGAACCUCUCACAGAGUACGAAUGGGAGAGGAAGAAUGGCUCGGAUUACUGACGGUGUGAAGCAGUUUAGGCCAAAGGGUCGCUGCCUAAGUAAGAAGACUGAAUGUGGUGAAAGAACUUUUCAUUUUUACUUAUGAUAGAUACUCUUUAAGCUCUAACCUGCGUCCAAACCUGUCUUAAAUCCUCCCUUCAAGGCCCUAACUGUACCAACAAAACAAGAAGAUUAUGAACCAUAAAACAUAUAAGGCUGCUGGAACGGAUCAGUAUGAGGCCCAGUAACUAACCCUGACAUGGUUAAGAAUGUGACAGUCUUUGCAGCUGUCCUCGGGACAGCUGGAGGACUGUCACAUGUGCUAACUUGGCUCUUCAGGGUGUUAACCCAGAGUCCUCUUCACCAUUUGGUUGAGUAAGAGUUGAAUCCAGAAAGCUGAGCAUUGAUAAGGGCAGACACCGCAGUGCUUUUCACCAUAGUGUCAAUGAUGCACAAUAAAAACACAAAAAACAUUGCAAGUUCCUGAAGACCAAAAAAAGAGAGUUUUGUCUUAAACACUUGCAUAUGAAAUAUUUGGUGAGUCUAAUCAGUGUUUUUGUGUCUAUGUCUGUCUAUGUGACCUGAACAUUGACGUUUUACAAUUGAAUAUUAAUGAAACCAUUUAAUUUCAAUGUAAGGGGGGAUGUUUUGGUUGAAUAUGUAUAUAAAUAUUUUUCAAAUGUCCUUCCUUGUGGAUUCAUGAAACAAAUCAAAUCUGUUGGGAUAAACUGGUAAACAGCUCUGUAAAUUCCUGCUCAGCUCCUAAAGCCACCAAAAAGUUCAUCCUUUCAUUGGCAAUUCGAAGACCUCUGUGGAGACCCUUAGGGCUCCAUAAUGUUGACCUCCUCCAACCACUGAACACAGAGCCUCUGCCCCCCAAUCCUAUAGGAGCAAUUAUCUCCCAUAGAACGCAAGUUUCCCUGGCAACAGCAAGAAAUGAAUGCCCCUUCAAUUUGCACCUAAUUGCCGAGUGGCAUUUCCCACUUCUACUCUUGCCCUCUACUUAUCCUCUGUUUUAUCUGGAAAUCCAGCUGGCUCUGAUUGGGAGCAUAGUAUCUCGCCAAGCAUAAUGAUGUAAAUUAGACAGAAAACUGUCAACGUGCAUCAGUUUCAUUUUUCUUUUGUCAUGUAAGAGUUUUAUUUCUAUUUUUUAUGGCAUUAUUUUGUACAUGUGAUUUUUUUCACAAUGUGAAAUUCAUGGCUAAUAAACAUAAGAGUUUUUUCCUCUUGACUGUAAA